Exophiala aquamarina CBS 119918 is the source of this 1248-nucleotide messenger RNA. RefSeq lists its product as uncharacterized. NCBI's taxonomy places the organism in Eukaryota, Fungi, Ascomycota, Eurotiomycetes, Chaetothyriales, Herpotrichiellaceae. The record is from RefSeq and is a predicted model, not a curated record. Gene Ontology annotation, cellular component: ribonuclease MRP complex. The coding region runs from base 1 to 1248 and encodes 415 amino acids. Gene Ontology annotation, biological process: maturation of 5.8S rRNA from tricistronic rRNA transcript (SSU-rRNA, 5.8S rRNA, LSU-rRNA); nuclear-transcribed mRNA catabolic process, RNase MRP-dependent. Gene Ontology annotation, molecular function: rRNA primary transcript binding. The transcript has a single exon.
AUGUCUCCUACAGCAAGCUCUGGAGCUACCAAGGGCCAGUCUAGAUCUCAGACAGAGUUGGCCAAAUCUCUGCAUCUCAUCGAUUCAAUCUUUGUGCGGCAUAAAAACCAGCACCGAAGACAAGCGUGGUGGAUACCAUUGUCGCUGAUUCGCAAGGCUCUGCGGAAGUAUGUAGUACUUCAAGCCCGUGAGAAUAAGCUCAAGACCCCUAUUCGGACUGCAGGAGCUAUACAAGCGGUGCAGGAUGCAGAAAAUGUUCGCCGCCGCUUCGAGGUUGAGACUCAAGUGAGGCGCGAGCGGGAGAUGUUGGGUGCAUGGAUCCGCAACACCCUGUGUCCACGGUGUUAUGUCGCCUUUUCCGGCCUUGUCGCGGACACACAGUUUACCAAUCUUGGUAUGGUACUGAUGGGUGUACUGGCUGAGAUCGCGGGAGUGGUUGGCUUGCCUCAAGCAUCAGGUGAGGAGCUGGAAGAGGAUGGGAGUGUCGUUCGAGAUGCCCAGGCUACGACGAGGCAAGCGAGAAGCGUCACUGCGCACAGUUUACAAGCUGUGGGAGCCGAAAGGGGAACGCUGGUGGAGAGAAUCUACGACAGUGAUGAUCUUGGUGAGGUUAUUGAAAGACACAGAGACUCUCCAGAGGUUCGAGAGUCUCUACGAACAUCGCAUGCAGAUCAUGACAUUCGCCGCUUAUCAGUAUCAGUUGGGGCGAAAGAAAAGGUUGGCGGAGGUACAUUUGCCUCACCGAAAGCACAGCCGCCGGGUGACAACCCGUCACAGGACGACGAUAUUGAGAUGGAAGAGGAUUCAGUAGCCGUCGAUGCUUUCUGCACAGUCACAACUAGGCACAAGAGCCCUACAGCAAAGGCUCAGAAAUCAGCUGCACAACGUUCCAGAAACCGAAACGCGACGCAAGCCAUACGAGAGAAGCGGACCAAGAAGUCUGCGGUGUCCUUGCAACCCACAUCCAUAGCAUCCACCCCUCCAUCUUCUCUGUUCAGCAAAGAACACUCUUCAACUGCAACUCCUCCACUGGCUGCUAAGCGGCAGCUCCUAUCCGGAAAGAUCAACUCUCCGCCCAAACCUGCCAUUCCAGAGGCAUUCAGCAAGCAAAAGGGACCCGUCGAGGGAGAAGAGCCUGAGCUCGUGGAGAACAGGACCAAGAAGACAACGAAGAGCAGCGGCACCGACAAGAGCAAAAGCAGAAAGAAGAAAAACGCCAUUGAUGACAUGUUCGCCGGUUUUGGAUGA